CAGGAUUUUCUCUAUUGCCAUCAAUUGUGAAAUGAAAAAUGUUUUUUAAGUUAUUAAUUAAAUUUCAAACUUCAUAGUGCUUAUUUGUGAAAAUGGUGUUUAGAUUUCUACAAUAUUUUAUGAAUAACCAACAAUUGGUUGAUAAAUUGGCGGAUUCUAAGUUUAUGAGAAGCAUUGCGCGGUUCGUCGUUCACAAGGCAAUUCGUGCGAAAUCAUUGACAGAAGAUAUGAAGUCUGAACAGUUAGAAAAAACCCUGAAAAAUAUCACCGAAAAGCUUAAGGACACCAAGAAUAAGCUUGACGGUAAACAGUGAAUACGUCAGUUCGUUCUUAAUUGUUGUAUACCUACUUUCCUAUCUAUUAAACAUUAAUACUUAGUCAUAAGAUGAAAGAUCAUUCGAUAAUAUUUUUGGGGUCGGAGCCUUCGAAAGAAAAGGAUGUCGUCACUCGCGCCCUGUCGUAUUUCACGAUGCCUGCCGACGAUCUGCCGAAACGCAUAUUACAAUCGUUCACACCUCCGCUGCACUCUAGGUUUGUGUACGUAGACUUCUUGGGGCCGUGUUUGGCGUUCAUACUGUUGGCCACAAUACUCGGCUAUGGACACGCAUACAAAACGCCAUCAGCCAUUUAUCACAGAUCGCCUACUGAAGUCUUGGCCAUAUAUUGUCUAUCGAUGCCAGCGAUUUGUUAUUUACUAACCCGUUUAGGGAAAUCUAGUAUAUCUUUCUUGCAGAUUUUGUCAUUGUUAGGGUACGGUCUUUAUGGUUAUGUGUUUACGCUUGUUAUUAGUUUUAUAUCGGAUGAAACAAACAAUGUAAUAUUUUAUUUGGCCCUAAUUCUGUUUACCGGCACUAGUGUUUUUAGAACAUGUCUCAUAAUAUUAUUAACCAUUAAAUUGCCUGCCAUCAGACUGUUAGUUUGCAGUAUAAUUGCUAUUUUACAAACUCUGUUUGUUGUGUUUUUGUAUUUUACAUUUGUUCAUUCGAGCUUUGCAUACCGCAAACACUAGAUAACUCAAACUGUACAUAGCUAAUUGUUAAUUAGGUUUAAAUAUUUAAAUAAAUUGAUGUACACAUUUAAA
Messenger RNA from Aphis gossypii (cotton aphid), 1081 nucleotides. RefSeq names its product protein YIPF3-like. The transcript has a single exon. Lineage: Eukaryota; Metazoa; Arthropoda; Insecta; Hemiptera; Aphididae. Bases 386 to 1009 code for a protein of 207 amino acids. The record is from RefSeq and is a predicted model, not a curated record.